UCCCCAAUUUAUAAAAUAAUUUUACAAAUAAUGUAAUACAUUAUUUUCUCUCCGUGUAAGUUUUAUGACAAAGGAUUUUAAAUUUAUUAAAUGUAUUGAAUUCAAUUAUAAAAUAAACAUAGAAUUCUAAAACCUAUGUUUGCAUUCUUUUACAAUCAAUCUAGAUGCUUUUUUUAUUUCAUUGACAUGAACUGAUAGUUAAAUUAAAAAAAAUUUUUUUAAGCACCAAAUAAUUAUAUAGUGCCCACCCCGGCCCUCUGAAGGUUAUAAUACACAUUCUUUAUAAUUUAAUUCAAAUUUAGAAAAGAAAAUUUCAUGAGGGAAUUUUAAUUCUUCAAUAAUGUAAAUUCUGAUUGAAAUAUAACUGCGUAAUAAAAAUAAAGUAAUAAAAUACACAUAUUUUAUUCAAAAGAGUAAAGAUUAUUUAUUGCUAUAUUUACUGUUAGCCAAUUGUUUAAACAUACACUAUGUUUAUAUGUUAAAAAACUGAUGUAAAAAGACUUAAAAUUAAAUUGUAUUAUCAAGUUUCGAAAAUAAAAUACAUACAAAAAUCUAUCGUAUAAUAGUUUCACAAUAUUUGUUGGUUAAGUAGAUAAUUCAUGGGCAUAAUUAAGUAUAUGAACGUUAUAUAAAUAUAUGUUAACAGAAAAUUAAGUCACUUGAAAAUAAGAUCGUCUUUAACAUUAAUAUGAAGUUCAUACUCUUUGUUGCAUUUGCUGCAAUUUUUACUUGCGAACCCAGCAAUGCCAGUGAUAAAAUCAAGGUGUUGAAUGUCACUACCACAACAUGCAGUAUUUAUUGGAGGAAACCUAAAUUUUAUGUCAGAACUUUAUUGUACCUUAUAAGUGCGAAUGACAGAGAUUCCAACUAUACUUUUUAUCCAUUUUAUGAUUCGCAUCCCGAAUUUCAAUAUACGCUGCAGACGCUUGAACCUGCUACUACAUAUAACAUUUCAGUAACUGUUGACUAUUUAAAUGGCACCAGGUCAGAUAAUCUAUUGACAACUGAAUGCCUCACCAAACCAAAAACAGGAAUCGUUUAUAAACCAGUACGUCAACUGGACGUGUUAGACGCUACGGACACAACAUGCAAAAUUUCUUGGAAAAACCCUGAGAUUGUUAACGAAUCUGUAAAAUACGUUAUAAGUGCACAUGACAAGGAAUUAAAUUUUACUACUUAUCGUCAUUUUUCUCCACUUAUGGAAGUAGAAUACACACUUGAGGGAUUAAAACCAGGCACUAAAUAUAACAUUUCAGUUUAUAUUGACUACCAGGAGAACGAGGUGAAAACUCAGUGCACAACUAAGCCGCAAUUAGGUCAUCUUACAACGUUGGAGUCCACAAAUACAACAUGCAGCAUUUUUUGGAAAAAACCGGUAAAUGAUGAUCAAAUGAUAAAAUACGUCAUAAAUGUUGUCGACAAUCGCCACAAUGUUCUAGAGCAGAGAAACUGGCGACGGGUCACUUCUAAUGUACAACUUUUGUUUCACUCCGAAAUACUUUUAACCUUACCUAAUCUACAACCUGGAUCAAAGUAUGAUAUUUCAGUCUAUAAUGAUUACACAAACACAACGAUGUCAACGAAAUGCAUCACUGAACCAGAGAUAGGACAAGUUACAGUAUUAGAUACCACGAAUACAACAUGUACUGUCUUUUGGAGAAAACCUACAAAUGAUUACGAAUCAUUAGAUUACAAUAUAAAUGUAGAUUACACUGACACUUCUUUUAUCACUUAUCGUUAUUCGACAUCAUUACCCGAAAUAAAAUAUACUAUGGAGCAGCUACAUCCUAGAACUACGUACAACAUUUCGGUAUAUUUUUUCUCUCUAAACACCACUUUUUCUACGGAAUGUACCACUGAUUUUUAAAAUGGGUUUUCUACAAUAGGUUCUAAGGACCCAGUUGUUGGGUGUCAUGAAUACUUUACAAUUAAUGAUGAUUCGUUAAGAAACACAAAAAUUUGAAUAUCUAACAAUUCGAAAUCUAAUUCUCUUAUAGUUGUAUGUAAAU
This is a messenger RNA of Leptopilina heterotoma, 2009 nucleotides long. Its product is annotated as fibronectin-like. Gene Ontology annotation, molecular function: protein binding. Bases 689 to 1867 code for a protein of 392 amino acids. The record is from RefSeq and is a predicted model, not a curated record. The transcript has 7 exons. Lineage: Eukaryota; Metazoa; Arthropoda; Insecta; Hymenoptera; Figitidae.